GAGGCAGCUGACCUUCGAGGAGGAAAUCGCUGCUCUCUGCUCCUUCCUGUAGUAACAGCCGCCGCCGCCGCCGCCGGAGCCCAGGCCCGGAGCGAGAGCCGCGGGGCGGACAGCCGGCCCCGUCGCCGGACGGCUCGGCGCCACCAGGUGAACAGACAUGGCGGGCUGGAUCCAAGCCCAGCAGCUGCAGGGAGAUGCGCUGCGCCAGAUGCAGGUGCUGUACGGGCAGCACUUCCCCAUCGAGGUUCGGCACUACUUGGCCCAGUGGAUUGAGAGCCAGCCAUGGGAUGCCAUCGACCUGGAGAAUCCCCAGGACCAAGCCCAGGCCUCCCAGCUCCUGGAGGGCCUGGUGCAGGAGCUGCAGAAGAAGGCGGAGCACCAAGUCGGGGAGGAUGGGUUCUUACUGAAGAUCAAGCUGGGGCACUAUGCUACGCAGCUCCAGAACACGUACGACCGCUGUCCCAUGGAGCUGGUCCGCUGCAUCCGACAUAUUCUGUACAAUGAACAGAGGCUGGUGCGAGAAGCCAACAAUGGGAAUUCUCCAGCUGGGAUCCUGGUUGACGCCAUGUCCCAGAAACACCUCCAGAUCAACCAGACAUUUGAGGAGCUGCGGCUGGUCACACAGGACACAGAGAAUGAACUGAAGAAGCUGCAGCAGACCCAGGAGUACUUCAUCAUCCAGUAUCAGGAGAGCCUGCGGAUCCAGGCUCAGUUUGCCGGGCUGGCCCAGCUGAGUCCCCAGGAGCGUCUGAGCCGGGAGACGGCCCUCCAGCAGAAGCAGGUGUCCCUGGAGGCCUGGCUGCAGCAUGAGGCCCAGACACUGCAGCAGUACCGCGUGGAGCUGGCCGAGAAGCACCAGAAGACCCUGCAGCUGCUGCGGAAGCAGCAGACCAUCAUUCUGGACGAUGAGCUGAUCCAGUGGAAGCGGCGGCAACAGCUGGCAGGGAACGGAGGGCCCCCCGAGGGCAGCCUGGACGUGCUGCAGUCCUGGUGUGAGAAGUUGGCCGAGAUCAUCUGGCAGAACCGGCAGCAGAUCCGCAGGGCUGAGCACCUCUGCCAGCAGCUGCCCAUCCCCGGCCCAGUGGAGGAGAUGCUGGCUGAGGUCAACGCCACUAUCACAGAUAUCAUCUCAGCCCUGGUGACCAGCACGUUCAUCAUUGAGAAGCAGCCCCCUCAGGUCCUGAAGACCCAGACCAAGUUUGCAGCGACGGUGCGCCUGCUGGUGGGCGGGAAGCUGAACGUGCACAUGAACCCCCCCCAGGUGAAGGCCACCAUCAUCAGCGAGCAGCAGGCCAAGUCGCUGCUCAAGAACGAGAACACCCGCAACGAGUGCAGUGGCGAGAUCCUGAACAACUGCUGUGUGAUGGAGUAUCACCAGGCCACCGGCACCCUCAGCGCGCACUUCAGGAACAUGUCACUAAAGAGGAUUAAGCGGGCUGACCGGAGGGGCGCGGAGUCUGUGACGGAGGAGAAAUUCACGGUCCUGUUUGAGUCUCAGUUCAGCGUUGGCAGCAAUGAGCUUGUGUUCCAGGUGAAGACUCUGUCCCUUCCUGUGGUUGUCAUCGUUCACGGCAGCCAGGACCACAAUGCAACCGCCACCGUGCUGUGGGACAACGCCUUUGCCGAGCCGGGCAGGGUGCCAUUCGCCGUGCCCGACAAAGUGCUGUGGCCGCAGCUGUGUGAGGCGCUCAACAUGAAAUUCAAGGCCGAAGUGCAGAGCAACCGCGGCCUGACCAAGGAGAACCUCGUGUUCCUGGCCCAGAAACUGUUCAACAGCAGCAGCAGCCACCUUGAAGACUAUAAUGGCAUGUCCGUGUCCUGGUCCCAGUUCAACAGGGAGAACUUGCCGGGCUGGAACUACACCUUCUGGCAGUGGUUUGAUGGGGUCAUGGAGGUGCUGAAGAAGCAUCACAAGCCCCAUUGGAAUGACGGGGCCAUCCUAGGUUUUGUGAACAAGCAACAGGCCCAUGACCUGCUCAUCAACAAGCCCGAUGGGACCUUUUUAUUACGCUUUAGCGACUCCGAAAUCGGGGGCAUCACCAUUGCCUGGAAGUUUGACUCUCCUGACCGCAACCUGUGGAACCUGAAGCCAUUCACCACGCGGGACUUCUCCAUUCGGUCGCUGGCUGACCGACUAGGGGACCUGAGCUAUCUCAUCUACGUAUUUCCCGACCGGCCCAAGGACGAGGUCUUCUCCAAGUACUACACCCCUGUGCUCGCUAAAGCAGUGGAUGGAUAUGUGAAGCCACAGAUCAAGCAAGUGGUCCCUGAGUUUGUGAAUGCGUCUGCAGACUCUGCUGGGGGCAGCGCCACCUACAUGGACCAGGCCCCCUCCCCAGCCGUGUGCCCCCCGGCUCAUUAUAACAUGUACCCCCAGAAUCCUGACGCCGUCCUCGACCAGGAUGGAGAAUUUGACCUGGAUGAGACCAUGGACGUGGCCCGGCACGUGGAGGAACUCCUGCGCCGCCGGAUGGACGGUCUGGACCCCCGCCUCUCCCCGCCCGCUGGUCUUUUCACCUCGGCCCGAGGCUCGCUCUCAUGAACAUUCGAAUCCCACGCAUUUGGAAACAACACAGUGUGAAGGGGUCGUGUUAAUGGGGAUUUUAGUGUCUCUGUGCAUACUGAUGCCUCCGCCCGUGCACGUGUGUGCGCGCGCACGCACGAGGUGUGCCUGCCUCGCUUUCGCCCUCCUGGGCUGCGGUGGCAGGAACCACCAGCUUGCUGCUCAAAUCGAGGUCCCCACGAGCCCACCGGGCCUGUGACUGUUAUGGGAGGGGCUCUGCUUUUGCUGCUGUCGCAGGUACUCCAGGCGAUGCAGGUCCCCUGUUCCUGCGGGGGGUCCUUUCCUGCUCGGUAAUGCCUCCGAGCUUAAGUCAUGCUCCGGAGUUAGCAGCUUUGGCUCCCAAACGUGUGUGUGCGUGUUUUGGGUGUGCUGUCCAUUGUCAUGCACGUGUGUUGAUCUAUUGGUUCUCUUUCCCUCAGGAGGGAGGCUGGGCUUGUUUUGAGUAAUAUUUUGUAUUUUAUCUAAUGACAUAUGGACUGGAGACUGUUCGGGUCUGUCAGAGCUGCUCCGAAGUCAGAGCUGCUUGGUCUCCGGGCCUCCUGGCCUCCGGGCCUUCCAGUCUCCAGCCAGGGGACCUGUGCUUCAUGUCUGUGGUGCUGUUGCCCAGUCCUGCUGUCUUUUCCCAUGAUCGCCUCCCCUCCAUCAGGCCACAGCUUUCUUUCCCUGAGGCUCUGCAACCUUGCUCCCAGGAGAGACGUGGGAGAGGGGCCGGAGCUGAUAUAAGACGUGGGCGGGGGGAGAGGGGGGUGAACAGAGGGCCAGGGACUUGCGGGGCUGACCCCCUCUCCUCCUGGGGAAAAAAACCUGCAGUGAGAGACUGCCGCAGAGCCACUUGCUACGUGCCUGUGGAAUGCUGAGUGAGGGGUGAAAGCUGAUCUCGUUCCCUUCUGCCGGGUGGACCCGGACCAGGCCUCAUCACAGCUGCAGAACGCUGAGGUCUGAGAAGGCCUUGCUCCCAGCCUCGAGUGCUCGUCCCUCUGGGGCACUGUGACCUACAGCCGGGGCAGCUGGUGGCAUAGGUUCGGAGUCCGAGGUUUAAACAUCCCGAGGGAAGGUGGGGACCAUAAGAGGGAUCCUUGUGUACUUUGUACAUAGGCCACAUAUUUGUGUAAACAGUGUUUUCAAAUAAAGUAUUUUUUUCAUAAA
Messenger RNA from Mustela erminea (ermine), 3709 nucleotides. RefSeq names its product signal transducer and activator of transcription 5A. Gene Ontology annotation, biological process: cytokine-mediated signaling pathway; regulation of transcription by RNA polymerase II; response to peptide hormone. The record is from RefSeq and is a predicted model, not a curated record. NCBI's taxonomy places the organism in Eukaryota, Metazoa, Chordata, Mammalia, Carnivora, Mustelidae. The transcript is spliced from 19 exons. The coding region runs from base 158 to 2542 and encodes 794 amino acids. Gene Ontology annotation, molecular function: RNA polymerase II cis-regulatory region sequence-specific DNA binding; DNA-binding transcription factor activity, RNA polymerase II-specific.